UUUAUCAGGAGUGGACGCGAUCUGAGGAGUGAAGCUGGAGUUGAAGACAGAGUGUGUGAGCGCGAUGAAGGAGCGUGAGCGUGAGCUGCUCAGCCAGCUCAGCGCUCCUAUGGACCAGAAGAUUGCGACUAUCCUGCGACGCAUGCACGACGAGCACCGCCACCUGCUGCAGAGCCAGCUCACGCUGCUGCGCCGUGAGUGCGAGGGGCGCGGCGUGCCCACGCAGACGGUCACGCUGUCGCACAGCGACGCCAUGACGCCCGGAUGGCGACGCGGACAUCAGCGCGACCGGGCGACGCCCCGCGCGUCAGAACUGUCGUCGGACGGCGAUGCCGAUCACCUUGACGAUGGCGCGCACGAGAUCGUCAUGGCGACGGACGACGACGUCGUGUCGAGUCGGCUCGCCGCCGGUGACGAGAUCGUGACGCAGUACGUCGACGAGCAGGAUGAUGUCAUCAUAAGCGACUCACAUGAAGUGGUGAUGUCAUCGUCGCAGGCAGGCGACGACGGGACAGUCGAAGAAGUGGUGUUGCUGGAGCAGAGCGAUGUGGUUUCUUGCCAGCAGGUGGCACGCCGUGCAACACUGGCAGCACUGUGCUGUCGCUGGUCGAUUCUCAUAUCAACGAGCUGCCUGUCCAGUUGCCAGAUGAGGAUGGCUCUCCGAGAAGGAGUGUUCGGACCUAUGGAAGAGCGAAGAGAAACUCUGGUGCUAUAUCUGACUCGAAAAGAGUGCGCAAAGAGGCGAAAAUGAAAGCGUCUGCAAGUGUAUGUGCGCAUAUUUGCGCAUGCAUGUAUACAUUUGCGCAUAUUCGUACAUGUGUGCGUGUGUUUGUGUGUGUCUAUAUGGGCAAGUUCAGACUGAGUGCAUGCGUGUGCACACAUUUUGUACAUGAUUGUGUGUGCGUGCGUUCGUGCGUGUGUCCAUUUAAGUCUGCGUGCGUGUGGCUUAUGUGUAUGUAAGCGGCCACGCAGCCCAACAUGUUCAGCAAAUAGUUAAAGAAUAUCACUGUCAACUGUAAUUUAGGUAUCAUUGCAUAAUUUAUUAAGACCUGCUAUCGCUUUUAGCUUCAUGUAUAGACAUAGUGUUUUAUACUAUGGAUUCAUAGCGUGUUGUAGCAUUUAUGUAUUAGAGCGUAACCUUAGGAACAACUAUGUCGGUAUAUUAUAACGUUUGUCAGUGUUUGUGCUAUAUUGUGCUCACUGUAUUAUGAUUUUUGACCUUGUUGUGUAUGUACAUAGAUAACAUUUCAUUGUUAAUAAAAUAUUACAUUUAUAUUAAAUGGAA
Priapulus caudatus is the source of this 1285-nucleotide messenger RNA. RefSeq lists its product as uncharacterized. NCBI's taxonomy places the organism in Eukaryota, Metazoa, Priapulida, Priapulimorpha, Priapulimorphida, Priapulidae. The transcript is spliced from 2 exons. Bases 65 to 751 code for a protein of 228 amino acids. The record is from RefSeq and is a predicted model, not a curated record.